UUGCGACCUAACUGGAGCUUGGCCUCGACCGAACAUAGAUGAGUUACCGUAACCUUCCGAAAGUAACUUAACGACCCCCAAAAGAUAGCUACUCCCAGAAAGUAACGUCAAAAAGUUAUGGCCGUUAAUAUCCACGAAAGUAGCAAGCCACCCCCACCCCCUCCCAGAAAAAAGUGAUGCCCAGGCUCAGUAGUAUACACAUUUUUCCCUUUAAAAGUCAGUUGAAAGUUCCAGUAACUUGAUUUAUAUGUAAGGCAAUCUACAAUAAGGGAAGGUUAUUGCUUUUGCCACGAAGCGUUGUGAAGUGUCAAUUCGUACUUCAGCAGUUAAUGUUGCACCGUGUCGAAACAAAACCCGUAGAAUUUUCAUCAAGUAGCAGGAACGUACUAUAGCAAACUUUGAUUCAGAUUAACAUCAUUUUCAACAGGAAGGUAUAAAAAGGAGUGCUUCAAAUUUGAAUUGAAAACUCGACCGUCGCACUGAGUUAAUAUUAUAGCAGACUAACGUAGCAGUGCGUCAUGAAGUAGAAACAGUUAACAGUAUCUGACUAGCUUUCCUGCUGACCAAUGACAAUUCGGUAUAGACAUGACGAGUUCACCCAUGAGGUAGCAACAUAGAUUUUUAAAAUUGGAACGAAGAUUUAUGUCUCCUGUAUUAAGAACUGUUUUCACGAAUUUGCAUCUUUUAUUUCGAAAAAGAGCACAGUCCUACCAAAUUUAUGUAAUGUUUUUUGCUCCCCGAAAGUAACGAGCCCCUGAAGGCUGCUAAUUCCGAAAGUAACGAGGGUCGUAUGCGCUCGAUUUCCGCCGCUCUCUCGUGUCAGUUCUGCGUCCCUUGCUGACCCUUGCUCCUUUCCCGAACAGCGGCUGGUGAUCGAGUCUAGGGUCGUUACUUUCGGAAGUUUACAGUACAUCAUCAAACACAGCUUUUUAAUCUGAAAGUUCUGAAAAAAGUUCCUAGGGUACAGAGGUAUCUUACGAACGCAGGUGCCUAAUGGCUGAGAACGACAACAGACGGCCCGCGGUGGCUGUAGGGUUGAUUCAUUUUUGUACGUUUUGCAGACCUAUAGUCACGCUUUCUCUGUCGUCUGUAUCAUGUUAUUUUGACAACCGGAACUCUGAUAUUUCCGGACGGCAACAUACCGGCGCAGCACAGGGUCGCCGCUGCGUUGCAAACCACUUCAUAUUAUUUCGGCAUUGGGUCGUACCACUUUCAAGUUCACAUCGGAGCGCCCGAUCAUCCGCCUUGGGAACCAAGGAAACAUUUAUUAACCCGCAAGGUUAUAAAGCGUAAUACUUGUACGGUAUUUUUGUUAUUCUCAUGGCUCAUGCACAGGAUGGCAAAUGGUCGUGGCUCGUUUGUUUCUCGGCGACCCUUUCUUGGCUGGCCGCUAUGGGAUUUGUGUUCAGUUUUGGAGUUUUCUUUCCAGUAUUCAUGGAUUAUUUUAAUGAAUCCCGAGAGAAAACAGCUUGGGUAGGUUCGCUUUCAAUCGCGCUUAUCUUUUUUUCUGGACACGCCUCAGGAUUCCUCGUCAACAGGUUUGGCUGCCGCGUCACUACUCUACUGGGGGGAUUCUUGUGCGCGUUAAGCCUCGGCGUCUCCUCCCUGGCGAAAAACAUUCUCAUGCUGUAUCUGACCUAUAGUGUCCUGUAUGGCAUGGGCACUAGUUGUGUGUUCUCCGCAAGCCUCAACAUCAUCAGCAAGUACUUCAAAAAGAGGCGAUCAAUGGCGACUGGGAUUGUUACAUGUGGGCAAGGAGGAGGGGUCCUUAUCCUGGGCCCUAUUUUACAGACCAUGAUCGACACCCUUGGCUGGCAGACCACCUAUCGAAUAAUGGCCGGCGUGGUUCUCUUUAUAUGUCUGUCGGGGCUCACCUACAGUCCUAACGUACAGAUUGAAGGUGCUGAAAAUGCGUCCGUGGAAGUGAAGAGUAAAGGAUGCCAUAUCGAUGUUUCAGUUUGGAGGGAGCCAAAAUUUGUGGCUGUUGUCGUAUCAGCAUCUGUCAUGAUGUUUGGACAUUAUGUACCACAAAUCCAUUUGGUGAGAUACUGUGAAGAUAUCGAUAUUACUGCUGACGCGGCAUCCAGGCUCUUCGUCUAUUACGGACUCGCUUCCUGCUUUGGGAGACUGGCAUCUGGUCGAUUGUGUGACUUCAAGAAAGUCAACACGUUUUACGUCUAUCAGAUGGCUGAGCUAGUGGCGGGAGCAUCAAUUUUGGCUGUUACCAUAGCUGCAUCUUAUGUUCACAUGAUUGUCUUUGUUGUGAUAUACGGGUUCUGUGACGGUGUGUUUAUCACAACACUCAAUGUUCUCCUUAUCACAUGCGUUAGCCCUCAAAAAGUCUCUGUUGCUAUUGGUUGGGAGAUGCAGAUCAGCUCGUUGUUUUUGGCCAGCGGUGCACCAGUAGCAGGUCUUAUGGCUGACUCUUUGGGUUCCUACACGCACGCGUUUUACAUGGCUGGCUCAGUAGUGAUCGCUGGCGCAUGUAUUCCUUUCCUGUUGCUGUGUAUGAAGAAAAGAGAGCCUGUGCGCGACCGCUGGGCUACCCUUGGUCCAAAUGAAGAAUUGGCCGAAGCACCUGAUUGGAGGAGAUCUAUUGUUUACAUGAUUGAAGAAAAGGCCACGUGAUCUGUGGGGCACACUUGCAAACAUAUUGAACAGCUCAUUUAUUUUAUAAAUCCGGCAUGGUUAUAGUUGCAUUCAGACUUUAUUCCAGACUUCGAACAGUCUUCACUGUGCCAAUGCAUAUGUUUCUUUAUUUUAAACUUUCCUUUAAUUAGUAAGUGUUAAACUACAGGUUUUCACUUAUAUAAGAUUCAAACUUUAAUCUAAAUCAUUGUAGUCAAAGGCCAUUUUUGACAAAAAACAACAACAACAGCCAAUGAAGGUUAAGUACGCUUGUUCUUUAGAUUUCCAUUGGAGUUACUUUGUUUAAUGGUAACUUUUUAAACUUUUUAGAAUAUUUUAUUCAGUUUAAGUUUGUUUGAUAAAUACCUUAUUGGUAUUUAUUUUCGCGGGCACUUAAUUUCGCGAAAAAAUGGUCGGCAUAUUUCGCGGGUCUUUAUUUUCGCGAUUUUUUGGGUGCAAAAUUAUUUUCUUAGGGAAUUAAUUUUCGCCAAAAAUGAAAAAAAAAACAAAAAACAAAAAAAACACUUGUUAUUUCGAGAAUUUUAUUAGUAUUUUACACUUCUUAUUGCUGAAAAUCAUCAGCUCAUAACAAAACCAAAGUAUAGAAACCGCAUGGUGUACCAUAG
Orbicella faveolata is the source of this 3254-nucleotide messenger RNA. RefSeq names its product monocarboxylate transporter 4-like. Gene Ontology annotation, molecular function: transmembrane transporter activity. Gene Ontology annotation, biological process: transmembrane transport. The record is from RefSeq and is a predicted model, not a curated record. NCBI's taxonomy places the organism in Eukaryota, Metazoa, Cnidaria, Anthozoa, Scleractinia, Merulinidae.